Molecule: messenger RNA, 1929 nt
Organism: Aspergillus melleus
Lineage: Eukaryota; Fungi; Ascomycota; Eurotiomycetes; Eurotiales; Aspergillaceae
Gene: btgE
Product: putative cell wall glucanase (Scw11)
Exons: 2
Coding region: 1-1929 (642 amino acids)
Biological process (GO): cell wall organization
Cellular component (GO): fungal-type cell wall; extracellular region; cell surface
Molecular function (GO): glucan endo-1,3-beta-D-glucosidase activity; 1,3-beta-glucanosyltransferase activity
Source: RefSeq, a predicted model, not a curated record
AUGAAGGGUGCUUUCUUGGCCACCGCGGCCGCUCUUGCCGGUACGGCCAUGGCGGACGUCGCUCACAUGCGCCGUCACGACUCUCUUCACCACCGUCGGGCUCUCCAGCCUGAGCCUGAGGAGCAGUGCGGAUGCACCACCGAGGUCAUCACCUACUACGGAAACCCUACCUUGAUCCCCAUCAUCGAGUCGACCUCCGCUCCUGCUGAGCCUACUUCCGCUCCCCCCGUCGAGGCCACCUCCGCUCCCAACCCUCCCGCCCCCGUGGAGAGCACCGUGACCUCCAACGUGAUCACCACCCGUCACUCGACCAGCUACACCACCGAGACCGUGGUCGUCACCCCCUCCACCCCCGCCGGUGUCGAGCCUACCGGUACUCCCGAGCAGCCUACCACUGCUCCCGCGGUCCCCGAGGAGCCCACCACUGCCCCCGCGGUCCCCGAGGAGCCUACUACUGCUCCCGCCGUGCCUGAGCAGCCUACUGCCUCCACCCCGGCCGGUGUCGAGCCUACCGGUACCCCCGAGCAGCCUGCCUCGACCGCUCCCGCUCCCACCCCUGAGGUGACUCUGCCCACCCCCGGUGUGACCAACUUCCCCUCCACCGGUACCUUCACCGUCCCCGCCACGACUGUGACCGUCACCGAUGCCACCACCGUCUGUGGAGCCACCACCACCGACCUGCCCAGCGGUUCCCACACCUACGGUGGUGUUACCACCAUCGUCGAGACCGCCACCACGGUCACCUGCCCCUACGCUACCGUCAAGCCCAGCGGCUCGACCGUGACCAGCGUCAUUGAGACCACCACCUACGUCUGCCCCAGCGCCGGUACCUACACCAUCGCUCCCACCACCACCUACGUGCCCUCCAGCACCGUUGUGGUCUACCCCACCCCGGCCACCUUCACCCCGGGUACCUACACUCAGCCUGAGCAGGUGGUGACCGUCACCCGCACCGACAUCUCCUAUGUCUGCCCCUUCACCGACUCUAACGAGCCCACUUCCACCCCGGCUCCCGUCCCCGAGGCUCCCAGCACCACCCCUGCUGUCUCCCAGACUCCCGUUGCUCCCACCACUACUGCCGUCCCCACCACCCAGGCCGCUCCCUCGUCCACCUCUAGCUCCAAGACUGCCGUCCCCACCGGUGUCAGCGGCAAGCAGAUGGGUAUGACCUACUCUCCCUACACCAACGACAGCCAGUGCAAGUCCAAGAGCGACGUCCUGUCCGACAUCGCCGUCAUCGCCCAGAAGGGAUUCAGCCACGUCCGUGUCUACUCCACCGACUGCAACAGUCUCGAGUACAUCGGCGAGGCCGCCCGCAAGCACAGCCUCCAGCUGAUCAUCGGUGUCUUCAUUGACGGCAGCGGCAUCUCCGGUGCCCAGGAGCAGGUCACUGCCAUCUCCAAGUGGGCCGAGUGGGACCUCGUCACCCUGAUCGUCGUCGGUAACGAGUCCAUCCAGAACGGCUACUGCAGCGCUUCCGAGCUUGCUGGCUUCAUCGCCUCCUCCAAGUCCAAGUUCGAGGCUGCCGGCUACUCCGGCCAGAUCACCACCACUGAGCCCAUCAACGUCUGGGAGCAGAGCGGCUCCGCUCUCUGCAGCGCCAUUGACGUCGUCGGUGCCAACAUCCACCCCUUCUUCAACGCCGAGGUUUCUCCCAAGGAGGCUGGUAAGUUCGCCAAGUCUCAGGUCAAGAUCCUCGAGGGUAUCUGUGACGGCAAGGAUGUCAUCAACUUGGAGACCGGUUGGCCCAGCCAGGGUGAGGCCAACGGUCUCGCCGUCCCCGGUGCCUCCCAGCAGGCCGCCGCCAUCAAGGCUCUGGUUGAGGAGGUCGGCUCCCUGUCCGUCUUCUUCUCCUACUCCAACGACCUCUGGAAGGAUGCCGGCGAGUUCGACGUCGAGCGCUACUGGGGUUGCAUUGACCAGUUCUAA